UGGAACUACCCUGCUGAACAUUUGAGCUACUGUCCACGCUCCCCGUGAUGGCACGCAUUUGUCAAACAUGGUGGAGAGAUGCUGCUUACUUUAGAAAGCUGGAGCAUCGCAGGUUGUGAAAUCGAGCCUGAAGUCCUGCAGGCUUACAGCGAUGCGUUUCAGGAGCUGAAGCCAAGGCCAAGCAGUUUGCGCAUCCUUGAUGUUGGAGCUGGCAUGGGAAGAGAUGUGCGCUACAUUCAACGCGCUUUCGACGGGUGCCUGGCACAGGUUUGCCUGGCCUUCCCUUCGUCACGAGCUGCAGCGCUGGACGUCGCGCUCGGGCGUCCUUUGCCGCGCCAUGGGCGACGCGGCGCCCCUGGGGCGUUUCGAUGUGGCGGUGCUGCAGCACGUGCUGUGCUCGGCCGCCCAGCCGCGGGAAUUGCUCCGGGAGGUGCGGAAGGUGCUGAAGCCAGGCGGUUUGCUGAUCUUUGUGGAGCAUGUGCCGCCAUGUGUGCCUGGGCGCCUGGCUCACGCCGCUUACCGGCACCUGCUACAGCCGAUGACAGCUGCGGUCUGCGGUUGUGAUUUAAGCUCCGAUGCAGCCAACAUAUUGCAGUCUGUUUCUUGGCAGGACUUCAGGUUGACGCCCUUCGAGCUUCACCCGCUGGGCCUUUGUGUGCCACACGUGCGCGGCUGGGCAAGGAUGCACUGUGCACCAGCCUGUGAAGCGGAGUUUCUCUAGGUGCAAAGUCACCUGCGGAACGCCAAACAUCAGCUGCCAUGCUGACAGACUCUGGCCAUGAGAAAAGACUGGCACUCUUUUCACUUUGCCUGGAUACCGCCUUGCAAGUUCCACUGGGUGGGAGGUCCG
This is a messenger RNA of Durusdinium trenchii, 850 nucleotides long. Lineage: Eukaryota; Dinophyceae; Suessiales; Symbiodiniaceae. The record is from the annotation of a GenBank genome assembly.